CGCGCAUAUCAUGUAUGCACAAUCAUUUUUGUAACUUUUUAUAAUAAACUAUUUUAUUAUUAAUUAUAAAAUUAAUUAUAUUAGUAUAAUUAAAUAUCAAAUUUAUUUUAUUUUGGAAAAUAAAUAUGCGUAUGAUGCGUUUUAUGUCAUUUAAUAUAAAUAAAUGAACGUGACUGAAAUGAUUAUUUAUUAUGCUUAUUCAAUGAAUAAAGCAAGAUGUUGAAGAAAAAUUAAUAUUUUUCAGCUCGAAUGGGUAAUUCUACCUCAAAAAAUAAUUAUCACAAUAAUCAAAAGUAUACUAGUCAGCUGGAGCGAAGGUACAUUAUAUGAUCCACUGGGUACUUCAAAAACAUUAUGGCCUGUAUCACGUUCUCAGGCUAUGUUUCUUCCACAAUUUCAAAUAAGACAAGUAUCUUUGCAAAAUUCUUAUACAUUUUUAAAUGUAAUAGCUAAAGGAGCUUAUGGAAAAGUAUAUAAAAUUCAAAAACAGGAUACUGGACAAAUAUUUGCUUUAAAAGUAAUCAGUAAAGCUAAAGUGGUUGCAGAAAAUGGUAUAAUGCAAGCUAAGCAGGAAUAACUAACUAUAUUGGUGGAGGAGAAUUAUUUUCAUUAAUUGAGCAAUAUGGUUUUUUGCCUGAAAAUAUAGUUAGAAUAUAUGUAGCAGAAGUUGCUUUAGCUAUUGAUUUUUUGCACAAUGCUGGUGUUGUACACAGAGAUAUAAAAGCAACAAAUGUUUUAUUGGAUGAGGAAGGCCAUGCUGUAAUUAUUGACUUUGGUCUUGCAAAGUGGUUAAAUCAUGCACAAAGAACAAAUACGCUUUGUGGAACACCAGAAUAUAUGGGCAAAAAGCCAACGAGCGUAUCUCUCUGGAUCGUUGCAAAAUCCCUUGUGCCUUGACAUUUUCGCCGGGUCCACUCACCUGGCGUAUCCUCACUGUUUACAUUUGUGUAUGUUCUCGGCCGUGUUAACUUUUCAUACGGCCUUU
Messenger RNA from Heterotrigona itama, 985 nucleotides. Lineage: Eukaryota; Metazoa; Arthropoda; Insecta; Hymenoptera; Apidae. The record is from the annotation of a GenBank genome assembly.